Molecule: messenger RNA, 960 nt
Organism: Musa acuminata AAA Group (dessert banana)
Lineage: Eukaryota; Viridiplantae; Streptophyta; Magnoliopsida; Zingiberales; Musaceae
Exons: 2
Coding region: 1-960 (319 amino acids)
Molecular function (GO): protein binding
Source: RefSeq, a predicted model, not a curated record
AUGGCGGACUGGUCAAAGCUCUCGAUAGAUAUCUCAAGUCUAAUUCAUGGUGAACUCUCCGUUCUUGAUUGCAUACGUGUCGGAGCCGUUUGCAAGCAAUGGAACUUUGCCUGCAAGUUAAAGUACCAUUGUCCUACGAAGAAGCCACAAUCCCCUUGGCUGGUGUUGCCUGGUGAGUGCGAUACCACCACCAUCAAGUUCUUUUCUAUUCUCGAGAAGAAGACAUACAAGAUUCCAUGCCCGGAACCUAUGAUCCAUCGAAGGGUCUAUAUUGGUUCUGGUCACGGUUGGCUGGUCACCGUGGAUGACAUCUGCAACAUGCACCUUCUAAAUCCACUCACCGGUGCCAAGAUUCCGCUCCCUCCGGUGACGACCUUACCCUUCGUCAGCGCUCGCCACAAUUCCCACGGACAGAUCAUCGAGUUUGUCGUGGAAGUACCAUACGGGGCUAACAUAAUCUCGACAUUGGUGUUCUCCUUCGAGCGCAUGCGGUGCAUCUUCUUCCAGAAGGCAGUACUCUCUGCAGCUCCUGAUGUAGACGACAAUUGCUUGAUCAUGAUGAUUUGCAAUAACUGGAAACAUCUGGUCGUUGGUCGAGCUAGAGGCGAGGCUUGGAAGUGCAUAAGCUUGUAUCAUCACUACACUAACAUCAUUCAUCGCAAAGGCAAGUUCCACUCGAUCAGUGACACUGGAAUAGUUGAGGUAUGGGAGCACGAUGGAUCGAUCUUGAGGCCUCGGAUCAUCGGCUCAAAAAUUCGAUAUUUUUUGAAUCAGUUCAUGCAUUACUUGGUCGAGUCGCUAGACGGCUACGAUGGCAGCGACUAUGAUUGCGAAAGCAACAGCUACGAUUGCGACGGCUACAACUGUGACAACGACGGCUGCGACAGCGACAGAGGCAGUAGAGGAGGAAGCUGCAACAGAAGAGGUGUAGGAGGUAGCUACAGCGAGGAAGAAAGGUGA